Sungouiella intermedia is the source of this 1056-nucleotide messenger RNA. Lineage: Eukaryota; Fungi; Ascomycota; Pichiomycetes; Serinales; Metschnikowiaceae. The record is from the annotation of a GenBank genome assembly.
AUGAAACAACUAGCACUUAUUGCCAUUGCUUUUAGUUCUGUUGCUAACGCUAUUUUGUUUCCUUCUACAGAUUUGUUGUCUACAAUUAGUGUACUUGCUUCAUCAAAGGAAGAUAUCACAGAAAAGCUACACCAGGACGUUACAAACGUGCUAUCUGUGCCUAAAAGGCUUUUCAGAGGUACCAAUUUCACCGAUAUAUUGUCUGGACUAGGGUCGCUCAACAAUAGUGCAAAGAAGAAGUUGCUUCUGUUAGCCCUGUUGGUAGAAACCCAGAAUGUGAAACCAGUGCUACGUACCAAAAACUCUCCCGGCUUGACAGCAACACCUUACACAAAUAAACUGGGUUUUAAAAAACUGAAAAAGGCGCCAAUAUUUCAAAUGGUCACCAACAAUGUUGUGAUCCCAACCAGUUUCGUAAAGAAAAUGGAAGGUCUUAAUGGAGUCAAACCCAAAAAGAAAAAGUCCAAGAAAAAGACUAAGAAAGAGGUGCAAAGAAAAGGCAAAGAAGUACUGUCAAAAGAUCUGGGGUUGGUCACUUUGGAUCAGGUCACUGGCAGUUCACGUCCACAUGCUAUGAAGGCUGAUGUCUAUGCUGACCAGAAGGAAUUUUUUGAAGCCAUGAAACUCUUCUCCUCGAUUUUGGACAAGCUUUUGAGAGAAGAGGAAACUGAUUCCGAAUCAGACUAUGAUAACCAUUAUGACCAAGACUCCGACAAGGACUCUGACGAUGAGUACGUUCAUGGCGACUACGAAAAUGACUACGAAAAUGACACCGAAAAUGAGGACGACAUUGACGACGAGAACUCCGAUGACGACUGCAAUGAAGACUACUGGUACGAUGCUUAUGGUUUACCUGUCAAAGCAUCAGGUAAUAGGAAGCCGGUCAAUGCUACACAAUCUUCUAAGGGAUACAACUCGUCUAAUUCUCUGGGGUGGAAAUACUCAACUCUUAUAUUCAAUUCUUCAACGGUAUUUCCAAACAAGAUGUCAUCAGGAUCGUAUGAUUUCAUCCAUUCCAGUGCACUUUUAUUUGCUGCGGUGAUUGCACUUCUCUAA